CUCUCUACACACCAUGAUCUUUCAUGACGAAUUUAGAACUUGACAUCCUCCAUAUUCUAUGAGAAGAAAUGACAAAACAGACAUUCACAGCUGAGGAAAAAAUCGUCGAUAAAAAUCCACUGAAAGGACUAAGAGUUCAUGGGCAACAAACAAUGACGAGCAUUCUACACGUUUACAAAAACUCUUUGCUGGUGGUCUGGAAUUGGAAAAGAUCUAGCGGCAAAGGUCUAUUAAACCAUAAUUAGAGCAGAGACAUGCUAUAAGAGUUUGAUUUAAAGACAGUAUUUCUUUGCACUCGACAAUGAAGAGCGAGGUUCAUAACUAACCUGUAAUCGUAAAAUUCGCGAUUGCAGUUGAAAUCACAUACUAGUUGAAAAGCAUAGUAUGUUAUUGAACGCCAAAUAAAUCUGCGGAACAACAGCGUCACGCAAACUCGUUACCCAUCUUUUCUAUCAAAUUAAGAUGAAUAACACGUUCCUUUUUAAAAAAAACUGAGAAGAGAAUAAACUUUUCAUCAAAUAAGUGAUUUCAUUUUUGCUUUACCCCUUAAAGGCAACGGUGCUCUUUUAUGAUCGUCAAAAAUGAUCUUUGGGCCGUCCGUAGUACUCUUCUUUUUUUUUUUACUUUACACAUUGUAUACCGGAGGUACUUUUUCUGAACACUGCUUGUACUUAAGGUUUUUCUCACGGGUAGAAUGAUACCCGUCGAUAAAGAUAACUUCCCUAUUUUGACCACGGCGUGGACAUUGUACCCUCUUUAAAUUAAAUUAUCUUACAGUUGUCAUUACAAAUUGCUCUACAUUGUUUCAAAGUCGCUUAUUUUGAAAAUGCCACAACCUAAGUUCCUAAGCCAGAUCAAUUUCACAAAUAUUUUUAGUUGUAGAAUUUGUCAUUUCAUAUAUGUAGUAAGUUUUAUAUCAUCACUACCGUAUUCUAGAUGUGAUCCUGAAUUUUUGAAUUUAUUACAGGGGGAGGAGGCUUAUCUCACUUAUACGUAUUCUUGUGACAUUUAUGACGUAUUCUUACAGGUUGGGAACAGAGCUCCGUUUUAUCAUUCCACAGAUGGGGGAAGUCUUUUGCUACCCCCAUAUCAGGAACAUAGAUUCUCGAUUGAAAUUUUUAACGAAAACAACAGUUGUUCACUCAUAUUGACUAUUUCUAAUGUGCAGAAAGAUGAUGCAGGGUUAUACACAUGUUUCGUAUACGAAGACAUUGAGAAAAGUCAGGAUUAUAUGCAAAUCUCGGUCCACGUAGAUUAUCCCCCCGGUAAAGCAUCAUGUGCAUUAGACGGCUUCUACCAAACUGAGGGUUGGGUGUCUCUGCAAUGCGUAGCCCAAGUUGGAAGCAUGUCUGGAAAGAUCGAUUGCUAUCAAAAUGGUGACAGGAUGCCUUCUUUAACUAGGCCCAUUGAAACAAAUACGUCUUUGAAGCAGAGAGUACUGAUCAAGAACUCAAAUAUUGUAUAUUGCUGUAGUACCACAUACAGGCAACCUAAACAAAUGUGUGAAUGCAGUGACACUGUAAUUGAUCCUGUCUACAACAGUAGAAUCUUAGGACCAACAGAUCUAUGCUCUACCACUUCUUCUCAAAAUUCAAUACUUGUAUCCAGAAACCCAAUAAUGGCCAGUAAUAUAACUGGAACAACUUUAUAUCCAAUAACACUAAAACAAACAAAGCACGUACACUAUAGCAUUGUGGUCAUUUGGGUUUUAGUGUUUGUCAUCCUUUUUUUGAUCGUCGUCAUUUUGGCUGUCAUAGUAAUCGUGUACAUGUAUAUGACCCGGAGAAAAAAGGGUUUCCGAAAUGUUCCUUGUGAUGAAAACUUAAACCCGAGCGAAGACCAUGAUGAAACCCAGAUUUAAAGGUACUAUGUCCCAUGUGCAGGCCAACAAA
Molecule: messenger RNA, 1892 nt
Organism: Strongylocentrotus purpuratus (purple sea urchin)
Lineage: Eukaryota; Metazoa; Echinodermata; Echinoidea; Camarodonta; Strongylocentrotidae
Exons: 2
Coding region: 827-1861 (344 amino acids)
Source: RefSeq, a predicted model, not a curated record